Molecule: messenger RNA, 1248 nt
Organism: Camelina sativa (false flax)
Lineage: Eukaryota; Viridiplantae; Streptophyta; Magnoliopsida; Brassicales; Brassicaceae
Source: RefSeq, a predicted model, not a curated record
GUCUCAUUUCCAAAAGUCACACCAAUCACCUUCAAUUCAUCAAUCACUUCGCUAUUAGCACUUACGAGAAAUUUGUUUUAUUACUUACAAAACUACAAAAAAAAAAAAAAGAGUCUUCUUGUUUAACACUAAAUUCUAAAUGGCGGUCUUCAAGAUUCUUGUAUUGUUGUUGAGUUUGUCUUGUUUCUGUCAAGCACAACUUUCUCCUACUUUCUACGACCAAACUUGUCCAAACGCUCUCUCAACCAUCCGAUCAUCAAUCCGAACCGCAAUCAGCCGUGAACGUAGGAUGGCUGCGUCUCUCAUCCGUCUCCAUUUCCACGACUGCUUCGUUAACGGUUGUGAUGCAUCGAUCAUGCUCGUGGCAACUCCUACUAUGGAGAGUGAAAGAGAUUCACUAGCAAAUUUUCAAUCGGCAAGAGGAUUCGAAGUUAUCGAUCAAGCCAAAUCCGCUGUGGAGAGUGUCUGUCCCGGCGUAGUUUCUUGCGCUGAUAUUAUUGCCGUUGCUGCCAGAGACGCUUCUGAAUACGUCGGAGGUCCAAGGUACGCAGUGAAGGUUGGUCGGAGAGAUUCCACCGCCGCGUUUAGAGCUAUUGCAGACAGCGGCGAUCUCCCCAGCUUCAGUGCAAGCCUCGACACACUCUCUGAUCUCUUUCUUCGAAAAGGACUCAACACGAGAGACCUCGUCGCUCUUUCAGGAGCUCACACCUUAGGGCAGGCUCAAUGCUCCACGUUCAGGGAUAGGCUUUACGACAACUCUAGUGACAUUGACGUAGGAUUCUCCAGCACACGUAAGCGUCGCUGUCCAGCAAACGGUGGAGAUACGACUCUAGCACCACUAGAUCAAGUGACACCAAAUUCGUUUGACAAUAACUACUACAGAAACUUGAUGCAAAAGAAAGGACUUUUGACAAGCGAUCAGGUAUUGUUCGGAACCGGAGCUUCAACAGACAGUAUCGUGACGGAGUACAGCAGAAACCCAUCUAGAUUCGCGUCUGACUUCGCAGCUGCAAUGAUCAAGAUGGGAGAUAUUCAGACACUCACCGGCUCAGAUGGACAAAUCCGAAGGAUCUGCUCUGCUGUUAAUUAAAAGAGUUACUAUUACUAGUCUUCUCCGAAAAAAGUUUCGAGACCAUUAAAAUUCAAAUUAUAUUACAUGUAUAUCCCAUUUGAUUCAUUAUUGUGGUAAUUGUGCGUAACUAAUUUCUGAAAUAAUUCGUUUGUUAUUUGAAAUUGAAAUAAUAAUAA